AUGGCAUCAAGAAAAGCCCUGACAGAUGCCGUCAUCACCUUCCUCCAAGCCCUAAAAACCACACCUCUCUCAACGACCAAAAUCUUACAAUCAUUCACCACAUCCCAAGUCCCUCUGAUAUAUGAGCACGGACUGCCACAACUAGCCCCGUUCCUGGGCCGCCGAUUCACCGGUGCAGAGGGAGUGGUGCGUUACUUCGAGUUGCUGGGCGAAACGCUCUCGAUUGAGGAAAUGAGGUUUGAAGAUGAAGGAGGCUGGGUGGUGGAUGGCACUGCUCAGGCGGUUGUUUUGAGGGGGCAGGGCAGGUUUUGUUGGAAAGGCACCGAGCAGGUUUGGGAUGAGACUUUUAUUUAUCGGGUUGGUCUUGUGGUGGAGGGGGGGUGGUGA
Messenger RNA from Penicillium manginii, 387 nucleotides. RefSeq lists its product as uncharacterized. NCBI's taxonomy places the organism in Eukaryota, Fungi, Ascomycota, Eurotiomycetes, Eurotiales, Aspergillaceae. The transcript has a single exon. The coding region runs from base 1 to 387 and encodes 128 amino acids. The record is from RefSeq and is a predicted model, not a curated record.